AUGUCGAAGCUUUUGCGAAAUGUUACCCGAAUGGUGUCUGCUCGAUCCAAGCACACUUGCACCUUGAUUCCUGGCGAUGGUAUUGGCCCAGAGAUCUCUGCUGCUGUUGCCAAGAUCUUCGACGCCGCUGGGGCUCCAAUCGAUUGGGAAGAGAGAGACGUUUACGCUAUCCAGGAGCCAGAUGGCAGCUGGGUCCUCCCCGAGCCCGCUCGGGAAUCCAUCAACAAGAACAAGGUCGGUCUUAAGGGUCCCCUUGCUACUCCUAUUGGCGCUGGUCAUCCCUCCAUGAAUCUCAUGCUCCGAAAGACUUUCGGUCUUUACGCCAACGUCCGACCAUGCAAGUCUAUCGUCGGCCACCAGACCAAGUACGAAGAUGUCGACAUCGUCACCAUUCGAGAAAACACUGAAGGUGAAUACUCUGGCAUCGAGCACGAAAUCGUCCCCGGCGUCGUCCAGUCCAUCAAGCUUAUCACUGACACCGCUACCCGAAACGUCUGCCGACACGCUUUCGAAUACGCUCGACAGAACGGUCGGGACCGAAUCACCUGCGUCCACAAGGCCAACAUCAUGCGAAAGGCUGACGGUACUUUCCUCCGAGUCGCUCGAGAAAUCGCCGAAGAAUACCCUGACAUCAAGUUCGAAGAUGCUUACCUCGACACUGUCUGCCUCCGAAUCGUCCAGGAUCCCUCUCAGUACGACAUGCUCGUCAUGCCCAACCUUUACGGUGAUAUCCUCUCCGAUCUUGGAGCUGGUCUCAUCGGUGGUCUCGGUCUUACUCCAUCUGGAAACAUCGGUGCUGACGGUGUCGCCCUCUUUGAAUCUGUCCACGGCUCUGCCCCAGACAUCGCUGGUCAGGACAAGGCCAACCCAACUGCUCUUCUCCUCUCCGCCGUCAUGAUGUUGAGACACUUGAACUACAUGGAGAUCGCCUCCGCCAUCGAGACCGCCUGCUUCGAUACCAUCGCCUCUGGAACCAAGACUGGUGAUCUUGGAGGAACCGCCAAGUGCACUGAAUUCACUGAGGCCAUCUGCGCUCGACUGAGAAACUAA
Molecule: messenger RNA, 1050 nt
Organism: Oikopleura dioica
Lineage: Eukaryota; Metazoa; Chordata; Appendicularia; Copelata; Oikopleuridae
Source: the annotation of a GenBank genome assembly